AUGCCGGGAUACCUCCGAAGGCCUUCACCAUCACCACCACCACCAAACCCCGUCGCUCCGCCAACUCCACCUCCUUUUCCUCUUCGUCAUCCUCCACCUUAUGGCAUCCGUUUUCCUCCUCCUCCUCCUCCUCCAUUAUGGCCUCCGUUUCCUGUACCACCCUAUCCACAGCGACGUCCGGGAAGACCAGCUAUGGUUCAUCCUCCUCCUCUACCCCCAGAAAUUUUGGCACUUAUUAUUGGACAACCACCAGCACGAGUGUUUCUUGCACUUUUUCUUCCCUGUGUUGGUAUGAGCGUUGUUUUUCUUGUCUACAUCUGUUUAGUUUGGUAUGCAGCAACUUACCACCACUCUAGUACCCAUCAAGAUCAACCUGUGAAGCCCACAAAAGAAAAUGGUCUUUCAGCUGAACAACUGGAUAAACUCCCCAAAAUCACAGGCAAAGACUUAGUUUUAAGCAAUGAUUGUGCAGUAUGUUUGGAGAAUAUUGAAAGUGAACAAUUUGUGAGAUUGGUUCCUGGUUGUAAUCAUGGAUUCCACCUUGAAUGUGCUGAUAUGUGGCUUUUAAAACACCCCUUUUGCCCUGUUUGCAGAAGCAAACUUAAGUUAGAGCUUUUCAAUGAUUCUGAAUGCAACCCCUGCUGA
Nicotiana attenuata is the source of this 645-nucleotide messenger RNA. RefSeq names its product E3 ubiquitin-protein ligase ATL23-like. The record is from RefSeq and is a predicted model, not a curated record. The transcript is spliced from 2 exons. NCBI's taxonomy places the organism in Eukaryota, Viridiplantae, Streptophyta, Magnoliopsida, Solanales, Solanaceae. The coding region runs from base 1 to 645 and encodes 214 amino acids.